Chenopodium quinoa (quinoa) is the source of this 705-nucleotide messenger RNA. RefSeq names its product subtilisin-like protease SBT2.6. The transcript is spliced from 3 exons. The coding region runs from base 117 to 404 and encodes 95 amino acids. The record is from RefSeq and is a predicted model, not a curated record. NCBI's taxonomy places the organism in Eukaryota, Viridiplantae, Streptophyta, Magnoliopsida, Caryophyllales, Amaranthaceae.
ACUCAUUGCAGUGGCAAUAAUAUCUCAAACAAGAAACAACCAAAAACACAAGUUAGAGAGAGAAACAUAAAUUGCUUAAUAAUAAUUUUUGAAAAAUUAAGCUAAGCUAAAUUAUAAUGGCAAGCAAGCAAAAGGAAUUAUACUUCGUGUUCAUGAAUUUUGAUCCUGAGUAUGAGCGUCUUCGAGCUGAUAGGACGAAAAGAGGAGCCUACGAGUUAGAUGUGUAUCUAAGCAGGAAACAUGAUGAACUUCUUGCUCGAACGCUCCAACCUGGUUCAUACAACAAGACUUUGUCUCUGGUUAUUGUUGAUGGUUUCGCAGUUGAAAUCACUGAUGAUCAGGCAAAGUUGCUGAGAUCUGCGACGGGAGUCCGGGUAGUGGAGAAGAAUCAAGAGUUGGCUUGAUUACUCAUUUGUUCAGCUUCAGCCUCAUGAAAAUUUAUCAUCAAUAUAAUUAAUUAGCAUAUAUACCAAUAUUAUUGAGGCCUAGGUAUUAAGAAGUAGGUUUAAUUUGUGAUUACUAUUGUGUAUUUUUGUGUUUUUUUCAUUCCAAAGGGCCUAUUCUUAAGGUAAUAUAUGUCGUAAGUAGGGUAUAUAAAUACUUUAUAUUUAUGUAACGAUGGGUCCAUGGCAUUAUUAUAAAUUACGAUGGCACUCAUGUAAUUUUUUUUUUAUUUUAAUUAAGUGAUUGGUUGAUUUGGAGCUU